Messenger RNA from Culex pipiens pallens (northern house mosquito), 1692 nucleotides. Its product is annotated as pickpocket protein 28-like. The record is from RefSeq and is a predicted model, not a curated record. The transcript has 3 exons. NCBI's taxonomy places the organism in Eukaryota, Metazoa, Arthropoda, Insecta, Diptera, Culicidae. Gene Ontology annotation, biological process: sodium ion transmembrane transport. Gene Ontology annotation, molecular function: ligand-gated sodium channel activity. Gene Ontology annotation, cellular component: membrane.
AUGUAAGUCUUCAAAGAUCAAUCCGAUUGGAGACAUGAUGUCUUCGGUUCCAACUCACCUCUCUGUCAAACCAAGUCAGCUCAUCCCUUUGCCCGUAAGUCCAUCCACCCAGAACAGAGCAAAUCUAGUGACGGCAAAAUCCGGCAUGGACUGCGAGCAUUGCUACAAGAGUUCUGCACCGCUACGACGAUCCACGGCUUGCGUAACAUCGAGUCGGGCAGGUCUCUGCUGGAACGGCUCUGGUGGCUCGUCGUGGUUGUCCUGUCCGUGUGCUGCUGUGCCCUGUUGAUCCAGAAGGUGUACCACAAGUGGGACAGCAACCCAGUGAUUGUCAGCUUGGACGACACGCCGACCAAGAUUUGGGACAUACCGUUUCCCGCGAUCACCGUUUGUCCGGAAGCGAAGAUCAAUUCGUUGGUGUUGAACUUUACGGACGAUUUCAACACGUACUUUCACAGCAAAGGGUAUGAUGAGUUUCAGAGAGAUCAACUUAUGGCAGCAUUACAAAUUUGUGAUGAUUACUUUUAUGUGGUAAGACAAUAUCAACAAAAAUUCACCAAUAGAUCAUCGAACGUCGUGUCCGUACUAAGAAACUUAUCAGUCAAUGGGAAAUCAACCGUGAUUUGGUGUAAGAAAGGUCGAGAACUUUGUAAAAAGUAUUUCUAUCAAACCCUCACAGAAGAAGGAAUCUGCUUCACGUUCAACGGAUUCUCCCAACGGGACAUGUUCAACAAAGGUGUCUUACACGGCGAGUACAAAUACCUGACGGAAACCAAGAGAGCCGUCAAUUGGUCUCUGGAAAGUGGUUACGCUGCUGAAACACCGUUUCAAACACAUCCCUUCAGAGCGUCUGGGUACGCUCUACGACUCAAACUUAACCUAGUUAGCUACAAACGGGACAUCGAGGCUCACUGUUCGGAAGAGCAGGGAUUCAGGGUUGUCCUUCACUCUCCGGAUGAAUACCCGCUACCAUAUGCGAAGCACCUGCUGCUGUCCCUAGAACGUCACAUCAACAUAGCUAUUCGACCGCAGAUCAUGACCACCGCGAAAGAACUGGUCAACUAUGCCCCAGUACGACGUCAGUGCUACUUCAACCAUGAACGUCGACUCAAGUUCUUUCGCGUGUAUAAUCAGAACAACUGCGAGCUGGAAUGUCUCACGAAUUACACGCUGUCCAAGUGUGGUUGCGUCAAGUUUUCGAUGCCAAGAUCGGCGGAAACUCGAGUAUGCAGUACUGAUGCUCGCUACAGCAUUCUUGAGAUGAUGUCCCAAAACAGUGUGACUAACAAUGUACUCUUGUCGGCUUGCAGCUGUAUGCCCGCCUGUAACUCUAUUGAGUACUUGACGGAAAUAACUCAUUCGAGCUACGAUCACAUUCAGUCUGCAAACAGCAGAUUGCUGCCGAUGACGUUAGGUCUGAGCAUGCAGAAGGUCAUGGAAAGCUAUAAGUCGUCCAAGGUCAGCAUCUACUUCAAGGGUGCCGAGUUUGUGUCCUCGCGCCGUGGCGAGCUGUUUGGCGUGGCGGAUUUUGUGGCAAACUGUGGCGGCAUCUUGGGACUCUGCCUGGGCGUUAGCUUUGUCAGCCUGGUCGAACUGCUGUACUACUGCGUGGCCCGGCCGCUGAUGGUGGUGAGGUCUUCGGCGGAACAAUGGAUCCUCAUGGUGCAGGAGCGUGAGACGGAGCGGUAUUGA